AUGCUACCCACCGGUAACUCCACUUCCCCAGCUUUCUUCUUGACUGGCAUCCCAGGUCUAGAGGCUUUUCACAUUUGGCUUUCUAUCCCCUUCUGCUGCCUCUGCGUAAUGGCACUCAUGGGGAACAGCAUCAUUCUCUACGUCGUGAUGACAGACUCCAGCCUCCACGAGCCCAUGUAUUAUUUCCUCUCCAUGCUGUCUGCCACAGACAUGGGCAUCACUAUUUCCUCCCUUCCCACCACACUGGGUGUCUUUUGGUUCAAUGCCAGGAUCAUUAGCCUAGACUGUUGCAUUGUGCAGAUGUUCUUUCUGCAUGGCUUCACCCUCAUGGAAUCCUCUGUGCUUUUGGCCAUGGCUUUUGAUCGUUUUGUUGCCAUCUGCAACCCCCUGAGAUAUGCUAUGAUUUUAACUAACUCUAGAAUCAUCAAAGCUGGGGUGGUGAUUUUUGUACGAAUGCUGAUCAACUUGAUGCCCUUGCUCCUGCUCCUCAAGCGGUUGUCUUUCUGUGGUCCGAAUGUGCUUUCCCACUCCUAUUGCUAUCACCCUGAUGUGAUUAAAUGCUCCUGCUCAAGUACAAAGAUUAACAGCAUCUGUGGCUUAGUUGCUCUCAUUCUAACAUCAGGUAUUGACAUCCCCUGUAUUUUCCUCUCAUAUGUGCUCAUCAUCAAGUCUAUCCUUAGCAUUGCCUCCACUGAAGAGAGGCAAAAAGCCUUUGGCACCUGUGUCUCCCACAUUGGUGCUGUUGCCAUCUUCUACAUUCCCUGGAUCAUUUUGGCUUUAGUACAUCGAUUUGGCCAUAAUGCUCCUCCAUAUGUCCAUACACUGAUGUCAAAUCUCCAUUUCCUCUUCCCUCCGGUGCUGAACCCCAUAAUAUAUAGUGUGAAGACCAAGCAAAUCCGUAAGGCCUUCCUCAAGCUGUUUCCAAACAGAGUAGGUAGGCUGACCAUGCGGCAACAUAGAUAG
Oryctolagus cuniculus (rabbit) is the source of this 963-nucleotide messenger RNA. RefSeq names its product olfactory receptor 51F1-like. Gene Ontology annotation, biological process: G protein-coupled receptor signaling pathway. NCBI's taxonomy places the organism in Eukaryota, Metazoa, Chordata, Mammalia, Lagomorpha, Leporidae. The record is from RefSeq and is a predicted model, not a curated record. Gene Ontology annotation, cellular component: plasma membrane. Gene Ontology annotation, molecular function: G protein-coupled receptor activity; olfactory receptor activity.